GGAACAGCUAAGAUACUGCGCAGGACCCUCAAGCUCCCAGGCCUCUGGUAGAGGACCCGAGCUUGAAGGAUUGACCGCCCACAGGGGCGAGAUAUGUAUAUAUAUACAGUGGUAACUGAAGAUUUAAGACCAACAAUCCCUUAAUGUUGCUAUGCGUUAAUCUUUUACGUUUUACGGUAAAGAACACACGAAUUUCACUGCGAGCAUUACCGUAAUGACUGUAACCCAGCCAGAAGCAGCGGACCACAGAUCACGGCGCUGAUUCUCCUCGUCAGACAAAGCUGGAAGAUAGAGGGAAAAUGGAGCGGUUUUGGUUGUUGAGGAUUUUAAUAGUAGUGCAAGUUUUUCACGGGUCUUUAGCCGGCGCUUCAGGCAACCAGUGGAAGAAAAUUAAAGAAAGGAUAUCGGAUGCUGUUAAAGGGUACACUCCAUGUGAACCUGUCAACUGUAGCUGCCACCUAAGUGUCCUACAGCAUGACUUGCAAACCUUUAAAGGGGGGAUUUCACAGGAUGUCAUGGCUGCUACGAUUCAGAGAGGAGUGGGAACCCACUACCAGAUCAUUGGACACAAGCUGUACAGGGAGCAAAACUGCAUGUUCCCUGCUAGGUGCAGUGGGGUGGAGCACUUCAUACUGGAGGUGAUUGACAAGCUGCCUGACUUAGAGAUGGUUGUAAAUGUGAGGGAUUACCCUCAAGUCCACUGGGUGCAGCCAACCCUGCCAGUCUUCUCUUUCAGUAAGACCUCAGACUACAACGACAUCAUGUACCCAGCAUGGACAUUUUGGGAGGGCGGGCCUGCUGUGUGGCCCAUUUACCCCACUGGACUGGGAAGAUGGGAUCUGAUGAGGGAUGACCUUAAAAAAUCUGCAGCACAGUGGCCAUGGAAGAAGAAAGAGUCUAAAGGAUUUUUCAGAGGUUCCAGAACCAGCCCUGAGCGCGACCCUCUCAUCCUUCUGUCCAGAGAAGCUCCAGAGCUGGUAGAUGCAGAAUAUACAAAGAAUCAAGCCUGGAAGUCUGAGAAGGAUACUCUUGGGAGACCCCCUGCCAAGGAAAUUCCCCUGGUAGAUCACUGCAAAUACAAGUAUUUGUUCAACUUCCGUGGUGUGGCAGCAAGUUUUCGCUUCAAACAUCUCUUCCUGUGCGGCUCCUUGGUGUUUCAUGUGGGAGACGAAUGGCAGGAGUUCUUUUACCCUCAGCUCAAGCCCUGGGUCCACUACAUUCCAGUCAGGCAGGAUCUGUCUGAUCUCAGGGAGCUGCUCCAGUUUGUUAAAGAGAACGAUGCCAUCGCGCAGGAAAUAGCUACAAGGUGA
Messenger RNA from Oreochromis niloticus (Nile tilapia), 1310 nucleotides. Its product is annotated as protein O-glucosyltransferase 1-like. Gene Ontology annotation, biological process: protein O-linked glycosylation; positive regulation of Notch signaling pathway. Gene Ontology annotation, molecular function: UDP-glucosyltransferase activity; UDP-xylosyltransferase activity. The record is from RefSeq and is a predicted model, not a curated record. Gene Ontology annotation, cellular component: endomembrane system. Lineage: Eukaryota; Metazoa; Chordata; Actinopteri; Cichliformes; Cichlidae.